AUGGCGUCUCUUCACAGCAACAGGUACCCUAAUGAAGACACCAGCGUUGACUACUUUGGUGCUGAGUUUCGUCGGUUUUCACUGGAAAGAUCCAAACCCGGAAAAUUUGAAGAGUUUUAUGGACUGCUGCAACAUGUUCACAAGAUCCCCAAUGUUGACGUGCUGGUGGGCUAUGCAGACAUCCACGGGGAUCUGCUGCCCAUCAACAAUGAUGACAACUACCACAAGGCAGUUUCCACCGCCAACCCAUUGCUUAGGAUCUUCAUACAGAAGAAGGAAGAAGCUGACUACAGUGCCUUUGGUACGGACACCCUAAUCAGGAAGAAGAACGUGCUGAGCAACGUGCUGCGUCCUGACAACCAUAGGAAGAAGCCCCACAUCGUCAUCAGCAUGCCCCAGGACUUCCGCCCGGUGUCAUCCAUCAUAGAUGUGGACAUCCUCCCGGAGACCCACCGAAGGGUCCGUCUGUACAAGUAUGGCACGGAGAAGCCCCUGGGCUUCUACAUCCGCGACGGCUCCAGUGUCCGGGUGACACCACACGGCUUAGAGAAAGUCCCCGGGAUCUUCAUAUCGAGGCUGGUUCCCGGGGGUCUGGCCCAGAGCACGGGAUUGCUAGCUGUCAACGACGAAGUGUUAGAAGUCAAUGGUAUAGAGGUGUCGGGGAAGAGCCUGGACCAAGUGACUGACAUGAUGAUAGCCAACAGCCGCAACCUCAUCAUCACUGUGCGGCCAGCUAACCAGAGGAACAACGUGGUGAGGAACAGUCGGACUUCCGGCAGCUCCGGCCAGUCCACCGACAACAGCCUCCUGGGCUACCCGCAGCAGGCGGAAGCCAGCUUUGAGCCAGAGGACCAGGACAGUGACGAGGACGACAUCAUCAUUGAAGACAGUGGAGAGCCGCAGCAGAUCCCGAAGGCUGCCCCCGAUGCCCAGAGCCUGGAGUCCCUGACGCAGAUAGAGCUCAGCUUUGAGUCGGGGCAGAAUGGGUUCUCCCCUCCACAGGACCCAGUGCCUGUGCCCAGCAGCCUGGACACAGAGUUUGAACCCCGUGCUCCGGACCAGAGACUCUUAGAGGAAGACGGAACGAUCAUAACGUUGUGAACCGCCACGCGUGUUUGCCAAGUGCUAUAAAGGUGGCACAAGAAUGACACAGGGGACCUCCGGGCCUUGAUGUCCCACGGGCAAGCCUAGAGUGUGGCUGGAUGGGGUGACUGCAGACAGACUGCAGUGUGCAUGUGUGAGGCCUUUGCUGCAGGGGAGUUGGAUGCUCUUCCUCCCUGUCUCCACCGGCUCUGCAGAGCCGGUGUCCUGAGGUCUGGGGCCUCCUUCCUUGGUCCGCUGAACCUCACUUCUUGGAUUCCCAACAUGGAUGGAUUCUGACUUUUAAAAAUGUUCCUCAGUUAAUCGUGACAGAUUAUUUUUUCAUGUGCAGUUUUGUUCUGUUUCCCUGUUUUCUAAGACUUUAACUGGCUGGCCAUGUUUAGGGGUGCUUCCCACUACCCAGCCCUGGAGCACCCCCUGUUGUCUCCAUCCUGUAGCUUCACAGUUGCAGGGUGCCUCGGUCCUACUGACUGCCCCUUCUCUGUUAACCUCCUCACCCCAGUCCACUGCAAACUGUGUCUGUGUGUGUCUGUGUGUGUGUGCGUGUGUCUGUGUGUGUCUGUGUGUGUGCAGGGAGCCUCGGUCCUACUGACUGCUCCUUAACUGUUAACCUCCUCACCCCCAGUCCACUGGAAAUCAUUCCUGUGUAUGUGCAUGCGUGUGUGUGCACGUGUGUGUGCGUGUGCGCGCGCGUGUGUGUGUGUGUGUGUGUGUGUGUGUGUGCAGGGUGCCUCGGUCCUACUGACUGCCCCUUCACUGUUAACCUUCUUACCCCCAGUCCAUUGGAAAUUGUUCCUGUGUGUGUGUUACAGUUAGUGUGCUCCACACUCUUCCAGUAUACCAGACAGUGUGGAUCAUGUUGAAUAAAAAGG
Peromyscus maniculatus bairdii (prairie deer mouse) is the source of this 1973-nucleotide messenger RNA. The record is from RefSeq and is a predicted model, not a curated record. Lineage: Eukaryota; Metazoa; Chordata; Mammalia; Rodentia; Cricetidae.